This is a messenger RNA of Nannospalax galili (Upper Galilee mountains blind mole rat), 3891 nucleotides long. RefSeq names its product leucyl-tRNA synthetase (gene Lars1). Gene Ontology annotation, biological process: leucyl-tRNA aminoacylation. Bases 182 to 3709 code for a protein of 1175 amino acids. The record is from RefSeq and is a predicted model, not a curated record. Gene Ontology annotation, molecular function: ATP binding; aminoacyl-tRNA deacylase activity; leucine-tRNA ligase activity. NCBI's taxonomy places the organism in Eukaryota, Metazoa, Chordata, Mammalia, Rodentia, Spalacidae. The transcript has 32 exons.
AGCUCCCGUUGGUGAGCCUUGCGAUUGCCUCAGCUAGUGUCUAGUGUGCUGUAGUCUCGUGGCAAGAGCGUGGAGUUUGCUGUAGUCUCGUGGGAGGCUUCCCCAGCGGGAAGGAAAGAUUGUACGCACACCUUUGAGAGAAUCGCUGGGGUCUGUGCUGAAUUUUGAGUCGUUUGGCGCCAUGGCGGAAAGAAAAGGAACAGCCAAAGUAGACUUCUUGAAGAAGAUUGAGAAAGAAAUUCAGCAGAAAUGGGAUGCUGAGAAGGUGUUUGAAGUUGAUACAUCUCACUUAGAGAAGCAGACUAGCAAUGGUAAAUACUUCGUCACCUUCCCAUAUCCAUACAUGAAUGGGCGCCUUCAUUUGGGACACACGUUUUCCUUAUCCAAGUGUGAGUUUGCAGUGGGGUACCAGAGAUUAAAAGGAAAACAUUGUCUGUUUCCCUUUGGGUUACACUGUACUGGUAUGCCUAUUAAGGCAUGUGCUGACAAGUUGAAAAGAGAACUAGAGUUGUAUGGUUGUCCGCCUGAUUUUCCGGAUGAAGAAGAAGAGGACGAAAUCAGUGUUAAAACAGAAGAUAUAAUAAUUAAGGAUAAAGCUAAAGGGAAAAAGAGCAAAGCUGCUGCAAAAGCUGGAUCUUCUAAGUAUCAGUGGGACAUUAUGAAAUCCCUUGGACUCUCUGAUGAAGAGAUAGUCAAAUUUGCUGAAGCAGAACAUUGGCUUGAUUAUUUUCCACCACUGGCUAUUCAGGAUCUAAAGAAAAUAGGUUUGAAGGUAGACUGGCGGCGUUCCUUCAUCACUACUGACAUAAAUCCUUACUAUGAUUCUUUUGUCAGGUGGCAGUUUUUAACACUAAGAGAAAAAAACAAAAUCAAAUUUGGGAAGAGGUAUACCAUUUACUCUCCAAAAGAUGGACAGCCUUGCAUGGAUCAUGACAGACAAACUGGAGAGGGUGUUGGACCUCAGGAAUAUACCUUAAUCAGAUUGAAGGUGCUUGAGCCAUACCCUUCCAAAUUAAGUGGCCUGAAAGGUAAAAAUACCUUCUUAGUAGCUGCUACCCUCAGACCUGAAACUAUGUUUGGACAGACAAACUGUUGGGUUCGUCCUGAUAUGAAAUACAUUGGAUUUGAGACGGCAAAUGGUGAUAUAUUCAUUUGUACUCAGAGAGCAGCCAGGAAUAUGUCAUAUCAGGGCUUUACUAAGGACAAUGGAGUGGUACCUGUUGUGAAGGAAUUAAUGGGGGAGGAAAUUCUUGGUGCCUCACUUUCUGCACCUUUAACAUGCUACAAAGUGAUCUAUGUUCUCCCAAUGCUCACCAUUAAGGAGGAUAAAGGUACUGGUAUAGUCACGAGUGUUCCUUCUGAUUCCCCGGAUGAUCUUGCUGCCCUCAGAGACUUGAAGAAAAAGCAAGCCUUAAGAGCAAAGUAUGGAAUUAGAGAUGACAUGGUCCUGCCGUUUGAGCCGGUGCCAGUCCUUGAAAUCCCAGGGUUUGGUAAUCUUGCUGCUGUUACUAUUUGUGAUGAGUUAAAAAUUCAGAGCCAGAAUGACAGAGAAAAACUUGCAGAAGCAAAGGAGAAAUUAUAUCUAAAAGGAUUUUAUGAUGGUGUAAUGCUGGUAGAUGGAUUUAAAGGACAGAAAAUUCAAGAUGUCAAGAAGACUAUUCAGAAAAACAUGAUUGACACUGGAGAUGCAUUUAUUUACAUGGAGCCAGAGAAACAAGUGAUAUCCAGGUCUUCAGAUGAAUGUGUCGUGGCUCUGUGUGACCAGUGGUACUUGGAUUAUGGAGAGGAGAACUGGAAAAAACAGACAUUUCAGUGCUUGAAGAACCUAGAAACAUUCUGUGAGGAGACCAGAAGGAAUUUUGAAGCUUCCUUAGAUUGGCUACAAGAUCAUGCUUGCUCAAGAACUUAUGGUUUAGGUACUCGGCUACCUUGGGAUGAGCAGUGGCUGAUUGAAUCACUGUCAGAUUCCACUAUUUACAUGGCAUUUUACACAGUUGCACAUCUCUUGCAGGGGGGUAAUCUUCAUGGGCAGGCGGAGUCUCCACUGGGCAUCAGACCGCAGCAGAUGACUAAGGAUGUUUGGGAUUAUGUUUUCUUCAAAGAUGCUCCAAUUCCUAAAACUCAGAUCCCAAAGGAAAAACUAGAUCAGUUAAAGCAGGAAUUUGAGUUCUGGUAUCCUGUGGAUCUUCGAGCCUCUGGCAAGGAUCUUAUUCCAAAUCAUCUUUCAUAUUACCUUUAUAAUCAUGUGGCUAUGUGGCCGGAACAAAGUGACAAGUGGCCUGUGGCUGUGAGAGCGAAUGGACACCUCCUGCUCAAUUCAGAGAAGAUGUCAAAAUCUACAGGCAACUUCCUCACUUUGACCCAAGCUGUUGACAAAUUUUCAGCUGAUGGAAUGCGCCUGGCUCUGGCUGAUGCUGGUGACACUAUUGAAGAUGCCAACUUUGUGGAAGCCAUGGCAGAUGCCGGUAUCCUCCGUCUGUACACAUGGGUAGAAUGGGUGAAGGAAAUGCUUACCAACUGGGACAGCCUGAGAAGCGGCUCUGUCAGCACUCUCAAUGAUAGAGUUUUUGCCAGUGAAAUGAAUGCAGGAAUUAUAAAAACAGAUCAAAACUAUGAAAAGAUGAUGUUUAAAGAAGCUUUGAAAACAGGGUUCUUUGAGUUUCAGGCUGCAAAAGAUAAGUAUCGUGAACUGGCCGUAGAAGGGAUGCACCGAGAGCUUGUGUUCCGCUUUAUUGAAGUUCAGACACUUCUUUUGGCUCCAUUCUGUCCACAUUUGUGUGAACACAUCUGGACACUCCUCGGAAAGCCUGACUCAAUUAUGAAUGCCUUGUGGCCUGUGGCAGGUCCUGUGGAUGAUUCCUUGAUCCGUUCCUCACAAUAUCUCAUGGAAGUAGCACAUGACCUCAGAUUACGACUCAAGAACUAUAUGAUGCCAGCUAAAGGAAAGAAAACUGACAAGCAACCACCCCAGAGGCCCUCACACUGCACCAUCUAUGUGGCAAAGAACUACCCUCCUUGGCAACAUACUACCUUGUCUGUUCUGCGUAACCACUUUGAGGCCAACAGUGGAAAAUUUCCUGAUAACAAAGUCCUUGCUAGUGAACUUGGUAAUUUGUCAGAAUUGAAGAAAUAUAUGAAGAAAGUUAUGCCUUUUGUUGCCAUGAUUAAGGAAAAUGUGGAGAAGAAGGGGCCUCAUGUUUUGGAUUUGCAAUUGGAAUUUGAUGAACAGGCAGUGCUUAUGGAGAACAUAGUCUACCUAACUAAUUCUCUUGAGCUAGAACUUAUAGAAGUCAAGUUUGCCUCCGAAGCAGAAGAUAAAAUCAGGGAAGAUUGCUGUCCUGGGAAGCCACUUAAUGUUUUUAGAACAGAACCUGGUGUACCAAUUUCCCUAGUAAAUCCCCAACCAUCCAAUGGCUAUUUCUCAACCAAAAUUGAUAUCAGACAAGGAGAUAGCUGUGAUUCCAUAAUCAGACGUUUAAUGAAAAUGGAUCGAGGAAUCAAAGACCUUUCCAAAGUGAAACUGAUGAGGUUUGAUGAUCCGUUGUUGGGGCCUCGACGAGUUCCAGUCCUAGGAAAAGAGUACUGUGAGAAGACUCUUAUUUCCGAGCAUGCUGUUUUCCAUGUGGACCUUGUGAGCAAGAAAAUUCACCUCACUGAGAAUGGGCUGCGCACAGAUAUCGGUGAUACAAUUGUCUAUCUGGUUCAUUAAGCUCGCACAUUGGAGACUGGUGUGGUUUCAAGGGAUACAUGUACUUUGAGAAACUUAAACUAGACAUAAAUAGACUUUAUUUCUGUCAAAUUCUGUAUGAAAUCAUAAUUAUACCAAUUCAUCUUUGAUUCCUAGAUCUAAUAAACUUGCUUUUUUCCAUCUUUGGAAAAAAAGAGAUACAA